AUCGUAAUACUCCGACAAUAUAAGGGACAUAUGUUGGACUCUUGGAUAUUCGACAAAAGCAACUACCGUGCAUCGCCAUACACAAACAUUACUCAGUCACGCAAAAACAAACAUGCCAGACCCGAAUUUCCACAUCACCACCCCGCGACUCUACCUCUCCUACGGCGAUCCCUCAAAUGAAGCCCAUAUCGAUUUCUCCCUGGAACUCAUAACCAGCGCACCCGCACUCCGUUCUCAAGGCCCCGCAGGAUCUAGCGCUGCAGACCGCGAAGCCGCGCGAAAGCGCAUCGCCGACACCAUGCUCAGCCUGAAAAACAAAGGUUUCGGCCGCUACUUCGUGUGGCUGCGUCCUGAAAACGACGACAACACGACAAGCCCAUUUUCCUCGCGCACCCUCGAACCCAUCGGAUCCGUAGGCUUGCAACUCGCGCGCCUCGACGGGGUUAAAGCGCCCAGCAUCCCGGACGUCGGCUUUAUCUUCCUAGAAAAGCACCAGGGGAAGGGGUAUGCAACCGAGGCUGUGCGUGCGCUGAUGAAGUAUUAUGAGGAGGAGAAGGGGAUUCAUGUGUUUUCGGGGUUUACCAAGGAGGACAAUGAGGGGGCGAGGGGCUUGUUUCGGAGGCUGGGGUUUAGGAAUCAUGGGGUGCGCAUGGUGAGUGGGAUUAUGUGGAAUGGGGAGGAUAUUGAGGCAGAUACGUGGACUUGGGGGGUGGAGGAGGGGCAUGGUUUGGAGGAGUUCGGGAUUUGA
This is a messenger RNA of Bipolaris maydis ATCC 48331, 748 nucleotides long. RefSeq names its product acyl-CoA N-acyltransferase. NCBI's taxonomy places the organism in Eukaryota, Fungi, Ascomycota, Dothideomycetes, Pleosporales, Pleosporaceae. Gene Ontology annotation, molecular function: acyltransferase activity, transferring groups other than amino-acyl groups. The record is from RefSeq and is a predicted model, not a curated record.